UCUAUAGAGGGUUGUUAGGCGGUCCAUCUCGCGAGAGUUGGACGCUUUGGUCGUUUAUCGGUGGUGUUCUGGUAAUCAGGAAGCAUUCCGGGAUGUCGGAGGCAGACCCCAAAACCGUGCAGGAUUUGACCGUGGUGGUGCAGAAUUUGCUGCAGCAGAUGCAGGACAGGUUCCAAACCAUGUCAGAUCAAAUUAUUGGAAGAAUUGAUGACAUGAGCACUCGCAUAGAUGAUCUAGAGAAAAAUAUUGCAGAUCUCAUGACACAAGCAGGAGUGGAAGAAGAGGAUGGAGCAAACAAGCAGGUUGCCAAACCAUGAGAAGAGGUGAAAUUGCAGACUUUGUACUCUCCAAAAGGAUCCACAAUAUUUUUUUCUUCUUUUGUAGCUGAUCUUUGCAAAACAUGCAGCAUUUUUUUUUUCUCUUAAUUAAAACGGUGCAACACAGUUUUGUAUUAACUAUUGUUAUAUAACUUUCAUUUCUUACGUUGUAUUGUAUAUUUAUCAAGUUAGUGUCAUUUGUAUUGUGUUGUCGUGUGACUUCACAUUUUCAAUCUGCAGGAACAAAAUGGUUAAUAAAAAUGUAAGAUCUGACUGUA
Molecule: messenger RNA, 595 nt
Organism: Bombina bombina (fire-bellied toad)
Lineage: Eukaryota; Metazoa; Chordata; Amphibia; Anura; Bombinatoridae
Gene: HSBP1
Product: heat shock factor binding protein 1
Exons: 4
Coding region: 93-317 (74 amino acids)
Biological process (GO): cellular heat acclimation
Cellular component (GO): nucleus; cytosol
Molecular function (GO): transcription corepressor activity
Source: RefSeq, a predicted model, not a curated record